Molecule: messenger RNA, 2325 nt
Organism: Impatiens glandulifera
Lineage: Eukaryota; Viridiplantae; Streptophyta; Magnoliopsida; Ericales; Balsaminaceae
Product: exocyst complex component EXO70A1-like
Exons: 12
Coding region: 70-1995 (641 amino acids)
Biological process (GO): exocytosis
Cellular component (GO): exocyst
Molecular function (GO): phosphatidylinositol-4,5-bisphosphate binding
Source: RefSeq, a predicted model, not a curated record
AGAGCUUUUUGAGAAAAGGGUGGAUUCCUUUCUUUCCUUCAUCUCAUCUUCUACGAACUGAGGAAAAAGAUGAGGAUUCCGGCAGUAUUUUCCGGCGGAGUGGAAGCGCUUAAUGAAAGAGCGGCGAAGAUGAAUGAAGCGCUUCAGAAGAGUCAGUCCAUUACUGAUACUAUGGUCUCUGUACUUGGUUCCUUUGAUCAUCGUCUCUCUGCUCUUCAAACCGGUUUGCGUCCUACUCAGAUUAGGACAGAUGAGAUUAGAAGGGCUCAUGAUAACAUCGACAAGACACUGGAGACAGCAGAAGUUAUUUUGUUUCAAUUUGAUCUUUCUCGUGAGGCAGAGUCUACGAUACUUAGAGGUCCACAUGAUGACUUGGAAGGCUACCUUGAAGCGAUUGAGCAAAUAAAGAACAGUGUUAGUUUCUUCAGCAACAACAAAAGCUUUAAGAACAGGGUUGGAGUAAUCAAUCACACAAAUGAUGUACUUGAAAAAGCCAUAUCAAAGUUAGAAGAAGAAUUCAAGCAACUUCUUUCAUCCUAUAGCAAACCUGUGGAACCUGAAAGUCUUUUUGACUGCCUUCCAAGUUCAUCAAGGCCGUCAUAUGACUCAGAAGGUACUCAAGGUGAUUCAGGUGGAAAAUCUCAUUCGAGUCAUGAACAACAUCCCAACACUGGCUUAGAGAUUGUAGUUUACACACCACCAAUUCUCAUACCACCAAGGAUUUUGCCGCAACUGCACUACUUAGCUCAACAAGUGGUUCAAGCUGGUCACCCGAAACAGUUGGUUAAAAUAUACAGAGAUAUUCGUUCUCCAAUAAUGAAAAAAAGCCUCCAUAAAUUGGGAGUUGAAAAGCUGAACAAGGAAGAUGUUCAGAAAAUGCAGUGGGAAGUUCUAGAGGCUAAGAUUGGGAACUGGGUUCAGUGCAUGCGAAUAGCCGUCAAACUGUUGUUUGCUGGGGAACGGAGAGUCUGUGAUCGGAUACUUGAGGGCAUUGGUUCUCUAGAUGCUCAGUGUUUUGCUGAAGUCACUUCUAGUAGUGUUGAUCUGCUGCUUAGUUUUGGAGAGGCCAUUACUAAAACCAAGAGAUCACCAGAAAAGUUAUUUGUGCUUUUGGACAUGUAUGAGGUCAUGCGGGAACUUCAUUCAGAGAUUGAAGCACUUUUCAGUGGGAAAGAUUGUGCAGAGAUCAGAUAUUCUGCGAUGGGCUUAAUGAAGCGGCUUGCCCAGACUGCACAAGACACUUUUGGUGAUUUUGAGGAAGCAAUUGGAAAAGAUGCUGCCAAGACUCCAGUUGUAGACGGAACCGUCCAUCCUCUGACAAGCUAUGUUAUUAAUUAUGUCAAGUUCUUGUUUGACUACCAGUCAACCUUGAAACAGCUUUUCCAAGAUUUAGACUCACAGUUGGCAGCUGUAACUAUGCGAAUAAUGGAGGCUCUCCAGGCUAAUCUAGACACAAAAUCAAAGCAAUAUAGGGAUCCUUCUCUUACUCAGUUGUUCCUUAUGAACAACAUUCACUAUAUAGUCAGAUCUGUACGAAAUUCUGAAGCCAAAGAUCUACUAGGCAAUGAUUGGGUCCAAAUACACAGGAGAGUUGUUCAACAGCAUGCAAAUCAGUACAAGAGGAUUACUUGGACAAAGAUUCUGAAAUAUCUCUCUAUACAAGGCCUGAACUCAUCUGGUGUGGAUGGGGCAAAUAGCAGCGGUAUUUCAAAAACGAUACUGAAGGACCGGUUGAAGUCAUUUAACAACCAGUUUGAGGAGCUUCAUCAUCGACAAUCCCAGUGGAUUGUUCCAGACUUGGAGUUGCGAGAAUCCCUAAGACUUGCUGUUGCGGAAGUCUUAUUGCCAGCUUAUCGAUCUUUUAUCAAACGAUUUGGGCCAUUGGUUGAGGCUGGGAAGAAUCCACAAAAGUACAUCAGGUACACACCAGAGGACGUUGAGCAUAUGCUGGGAGAGUUUUUCGAAGGGAAAUCUUUUCCCGAACCUAAGCGAUAGACAAAAAAGAGAUCCAUCGUUAGGGCCGGUUUCAGCUCCCUUGUUUGAGCAUGCGUAAAUUGCAUGUUUCUUCUGGAUUCCGGCAUAUAUUUAUUAUUAUUAUUUUCUGACAGUUACAUGGAUCUAGAUGUUGUUGUUGUGAUUAUAUCGGCUGUAAUUUUGCACAUCUUAGAUAAACAGAUUCCCUUUGAGAUGAUAGGGGAUCUAAUUACGGCUGUUUUUGUUUAGCAUUAACUUGUGAACACAUGCAAAUAAUUGUGUUCACUCAUAUAUAUAUAUAUGAAUAAAAGUUAAUAAAAUGCUUACCAUUGAUUUGGUUCAAGUUUAAUU